GAGUUGUAAAUGCCGGUCCGACCUUUUUUUAUUUUUAUUUUUAUUUUUUUUACCUCUACUAGCUAGAGGCAGGUAUGUCAUAACCCGCCUUGCCGCGUCCGAUGCUAUCCUAUCGAGUAUGCACAUAUACGCGUAGAUGCGUAGAUGUAUAGGUAUGAGUAUAUCGGUGUUAUACCUACGUGUAUACAGGUAUCCAAGGUAUACAUUUAAGAUGCUCGCACGCGUAUGCCUUCAUACCAGCGAGACGGGAAAACUCGGCACGCGCAUACGCAUUCCACUUUCGCCUCCUGCAAAUCCUAACCCAGACAAUCACCACUUUGGUAAUCUCCAAUUCCCCAUUUCCGGGGCAAAUUGUUCAAUCCCAACUCCCAUCAUCCCGCCGCCUGACGAAUCUCCAACACCUCCAUUCGACUGUGGUUACCCCCGCGGAUCAACACAUCCAAGGUCCGUUCUGGCUGGAUUUCUCGUUCCAGGUUGUCGUGCCUGCUCCUGCACCGACCGCCCAGGUACUCUUCAUACAUAUUACACCUACAUACCUACCUCUCUACUUGCAUACAUACGUACAUACCGACUGAACUUCUCCCCCUGCAUGGGUCUCCGCCUGGGCCCUAGCUUGCUAGAACACCGCCUCAUCGGCCUCGGCGUUGACCGCUAGCGAAACCUGCGGGUCUAUCUCAGCCCGUGUCUGCGUGCCUCCCGAUUCGGCUGCCUUCUGGCGUGGUCACGUUAUGCCAUCCUUUUAUGCCAACAUCUAACUGCUCUAUCUAUAAAAAAAGGGGCAAUUCAAGACUACCCGUCCAUCGUGACUUAUAUCCGGAAAUGGUAUUCGAGGCGGAAGAGUUUGUCGAAGGUUCCCCCUGCCUGGUAGAAGACACAUCCGGUGCUAGAUGGACGCCUCUCUUCAGGAAGAGCUGUGGGUUCGAUUCCCAAAUUUUCCUUAAGGUAAUGAUGAAUUUCAUCCGCAACCCGAAUAUCAAUUCCAGUUGGCUGUUCCGGGCCGACAUAUUGGUGGAGCGUGACCUAAGCCGGCAGGCGUCCGUCGAACCCACCGCUGCUCAGCCAACAGUUGCCAUCAUUCUCUCUUUCAAGGGCAUGCACCUGGAUAAGGCCCUGGUACGAAAGCUUAUCCCAAGAAAUACCGUAAGGGACCAACCCUUAGACCAGACCUGUCUGGUUUACCAUGGUAACGGGCCGGGCGGCGUGGAGAGAUCUAUGGUGGUUUACAAGCCUCACGUCUCCUCCCCGGCUGGUAUGCCCUUCUACCAUCCCGCGGUGCGAGGCAUCGCGUUUCUUCACGAACGGAGCACCGAGACCGAUGAAGGCACCGUCUCCAUACACUAUCACUUUUUUGACGAUGUAGACCGCCCACCGAAGUUGACGAGAACAGGUCUCAACCUCCUAGCGAUGCUCCACAAGCACGGAGAAGGGACUAAGGCAGGGUAUGUCAAGCGGGUUCACCAUGACACCAUCAUCCCCCAAAUCUCUCUCCAGACAACGUAUACUCGCCUGAAGCAGAGCUAUGCCCGACAGUUGAUCAAGAGUUGGGUCGAGGUCACGGACCCUUCAAAGCAUGUAUUUGAAGACUUGUGUAUCGCAGCCUUUCUUAUCGAGCUUUGGGCUCAGAUGUACCGAGAUUCACCUUUCCCCGGCUUUGUCGACAUCGGGUGUGGCAAUGGACUCCUCGUCUACAUCCUCCAAGCGGAGGGCUACUCGGGAUGGGGUUUUGACGCGCGGGAACGCAAGUCGUGGGAGAAUUACUCUACCCCCUGCGAGGACGACGUAUCUGGGUGUAAACGGAGCCUCCGGCAGCACGUCCUACUCCCAUCCGUCCUCAACCAACAUCCAAAUACGGACGCAGACGCGCAGAGUGCCAGCGGUCUAGAUAGCCCGGAUAUCCUUCACGAUGGUUUAUUUCCACAAGGGACUUUCAUCAUCUCUAACCAUGCGGACGAGCUAACACCGUGGACACCGAUACUAGCAACGGUGUCGGAUUGCCCAUUCAUCGUCAUACCGUGUUGCAGCCAUGACCUAUCUGGCGCCAGGUUCAGAGCGCCAGCGCCAAGGGUGCAGAACACAUCGCGGUCAGCGUACUCGUCGCUCGUGGAAUGGGUGAAAGGCAUCGCAACAGACUGCGGUUGGGAGGUAGAGACGGAGAUGCUGAGGAUACCAAGUACGAGGAAUACGGGCUUAAUAGGCAGGAAGAGGACAUGCGAGUCUUCGUCCGUCAACGUGCAGCAAAUCCUAGCCAAGUAUGGUGGCGCCGAAGGAUACGCAGAGAACGUGAUGAAGCUCACGAGCACCAUCCCGAGAGGACACUAAACGGCACAUGUGAGCUUAAGAAGAAGACAGAAUAUAGUAAGAGUAAAAAAGACCAAAUCUAACGUCGCAACAUAUAGGUAUUGAUCUUAGGUAAUAUAUUCAAUGCUCGGUGUAGAAUGGGACGCAUUUUCAGGGGGUGCAUUGCAUCUACGGAGCAUAUGACAUAAGGUUAUAGAGGUAAAAUGCGGCUUGAGAGAUCGGAUCACGUGAUGGUGGCUGACGUCCCCGUAACAACGCUUCUCACGUACAGGGCUAGACAAGGGAAAUGUGCUGG
Molecule: messenger RNA, 2593 nt
Organism: Durotheca rogersii
Lineage: Eukaryota; Fungi; Ascomycota; Sordariomycetes; Xylariales; Xylariaceae
Product: DUF1613-domain-containing protein
Exons: 1
Coding region: 742-2319 (525 amino acids)
Biological process (GO): tRNA methylation
Molecular function (GO): tRNA (uridine) methyltransferase activity
Source: RefSeq, a predicted model, not a curated record